GGGUGCUGCCGGCGGAGCUGCGGCGGCUCAGGUUGAUUCAGAGUGGGCGACGGCGGUCUGGCGCAGGCCCGCGGCGGAGGAAAAGCGGCUUAUCUCCCCUCCGGGUUGCCAUGGAGAUGGGCGGGCGGCGGCGGCGGCGGGGCUGUCAGUGAGGGAUCGCACCGGGUACCGGGGCGGUGGCGGAGGAGAGGCCGCCGCGGCGGCAGCGGCAGCGGCAGAGAUGGACUCGCACUGCGACUGUGCCGAGCCUCCGACCGCCGAGCAGCCGUCGGGGAGGAUUAACAAAACCGCCUUCAAACUGUUCAAGAGGAGGAAAUCCGGGGGCACCAUGCCGAGCAUCUUCGGGGUGAGGAGCAAAGGCGGGGAGGGGAAGGGCGCCAGCAAACCGGGGAUGGUUCGGAGCCGGACACACGACGGCUUGGCCGACGCCGUGCUGGAGAGCAGCAAGAAGGAGGAAUCGGGCGGCGGCGACCCGCAGAACAAGGAGGCGCAGGGCCGACCAGCCGGCAGCCUCGGCGUCUCCGCCGGCAGCUCGGUGGCCAAGUCGCACAGCUUCUUCUCCCUGCUGAGGAAGAAUGGCAGGCCAGAGAACGGCAGGGCGGAGAGCGCGGAUCAGCGGGCUGGCGGCAGACAAAAGAAGGGGCUGAAAGGGAUCUUCAGCAGCAUGCGAUGGCAUAAAAAAGACAAAAACGGCAAGGAGGAAAGGGGGGAAAGCUCGGAGAUCCCGUCCGGUCUGAUUAUGCCGGGGUCUCUGACUGCCAGCCUGGAGUGCAUCAAGGAGGAGACGCCGAAGCCUUUGUCUGAAGCGCCGAGCAGCGCUGCCGACGUCGGAUUGGAGCCACCGCGGGAGAAGCGCAGCGGCGAGGCGCACGCCUCGGCCCAGGAGCCCGAAGCGGGAGGUGGGAAGGCGCAGAACGGCAGUCCCCCGCCCGGGGAGGACCUUGCCGCGGCUGGAAGGCGACCCGAGGAGCUCCGCAGCGAGCCACCGGACCUGGGCGCCGGAGAGGUUGGGACUGCGAAGGAUGCAGCCAUAACAGGUGACAUUCCAAUAACGACUAUCCCCCCUGUUGAACCUCACUGUGAUAGCGGUCAAGAGACGGCAGCCGCCCCUGACCCUUCCUCUGUUGAUCCACCCUCAGAGCAAUCGAUUGAUCGUAUUUGUUUGAUGUUUGCUGACGUGACUUCACUGAAAAGCUUUGACUCUCUUACAGGCUGCGGAGAUAUUAUUGCGGACCAUGAGGAGGAUGUGGGCGGCGGGAGUGGCAGCUGUGAGAAGAGCACCCCCGGGGCCAGCAAGCUGGGUGCAUCCAAGAAGCGCCCCACCAUGGUGGCCUACCAGGGAGGAGGGGAGGAGAUGGCCAGCCCGGACCAGGUGGAUGACACCUACCUGCAGGAGUUCUGGGAUAUGCUCUCACAGACAGAAGAGACCCAGACAGAAGGAGUAGGAGUAGGAGAAGGGUCAAAGAAGCCCGAGGGGUUGAAAGAGAACCGAGGUACUGAGGGUGCCCAGAACAGGGUGGUGGUGAAAUGUGGAGGCCUCCGCCAGAUCCCUAUUCACCUCAGCCACAAAGAGGAGCAGAAGGGUAGGGAGAAGGAACAGCCUGAAGGUGUCCCAAACAGCGAUGAGGGCUACUGGGAUUCUACCACUCCUGGUCCUGAAGAAGAUGGUUCCACAAGCAUCCAGAAGGAGACCAUUCCCAGAGACAGCUACAGUGGGGAUGCUCUCUAUGACCUCUAUGCUGAGCCAGAUGAGAACCCACCAGCGGGGCCUACAGACGGAGAGGUCACCUCUGUGCCCCGAUCCAAGCCUGUGUCUCCGGUUACAACCACGUGCUCACUGAAAACACCUUCAAGCACAGUGAAGGACUCCAAAAUACCUAUCAGCAUUAAACACCUUUCGUCACAUCCUGCCAGCCACGGAGCAGAUGCAAGUAACAGCCAUCACGUCGCACACCAUCACCUGGCCAAAAGCGAGAUGCACAGAACAAAAAUCCCGGUCUCCAAAGUACUGGUACGCCGGGUCAGUAACAGAGGCUUAGCAGGCACAACAGUGAAAGCUGCCACAUACCAGGACAGUGCCAAAAAGUAGUUAAAUAAGAGAUGCAGACAAAUACGGACAGUGAGCUUGGUGUGUGGAAGUUUGCAUAGAAGACCACAGAUAAUGAAUUAAUUUUGCAUCACCUGGGGAAAGGCACCUAAAAGGCUUACUUUACUGUACUCCAUAGGCCUGCACUUCUGAAUCACUUCUUAUUAGACUGUGUGAAUAUAAAAAGUCAACUUCUUUUCAAGCACUUUUUUUUUUUACAUUUGUAUCUUUUUUCUGCAGCACUAAACACUGGGGAGGUUCAUUUUUACAUGCCUUUUUGGACUUGGAUUAUGAACCUUAAUGAGCAUCUUUCCUCAUGCGAAGCAGUGCCAUGAGUUCUUCAAGGGAACAGAGUUACAAAAGAAGCAACACAAGAGGUUCUCCGGUACACUUCUCGUCAUUUGUGAGGGACGAGUGGAGGGUGGGUGCCUGGAUCCAAAAGUUAUAUUUCGUUUGCAAGAUGUUGGAAAAAAUGCCAAGUGAAAAACCAACCAACCUAACAGGUAUUUUACCUGCUGUGGGAACGAGAGCACUCCCAGCAGCAGACUUGAUUGACUUCCAUGCAGGAGCUAACUAAGGAGUUAAGUGGACUUGUCUAACAGGAAAAAAUAUUUUUGUUUGCCUGUCUGUCUGGUUGGUUUUGAUCUGGUCUAAUGUAAAUGAGUAACAGACACACUUGACGUAGGUUCAGAUGUUUACAUCAAUACUUGUCCAAUAAUACACACGAUCAAGUUCAGGGAAACAUUUUACUAAAUGCCAAUAUAUACACACCGCUCACAUUUAUACAAAUAACUUGGUCACCAUGUGUAAAUAUAUACAUAUUUUAGCAGAUUUACUCAAUGUCACAGAUCUUUUUAUUAAAAAAAUAAUAAUAAUUAAAAAAAAACCCAACAGAACACCCCUCUGUAUUAUCUAUAGUUUAAGCCAGAGUUAGUUUUUAUAGGUAGAUAAUUUUACAGUUCUAAAUUGACAGGACUUUGUGUAUGUACCUUAAAUUAGAGCAAAACUCCAUUUUGUAUGGGCUCAUGCAUCCCCAAAAAAGUAAAUAUGAAGUGCUGAUUUUAUUCCAGUGGCACAUUCCAUGAGUCAGAGACGAGGUUCUGACAGCACUGCCACUGCAAACCUCUAUUUUCAGGGGUUUAGACAAAGUUGCUCUGGGCUUAAACCUUACAGAGAAGGAACCCAGGAAAGAAACAGGUUUUUUAAUUGUUAUUUUUUAAAAUAUAUAAAAUUAGUUUUUGACUAUUUAAAGAAAGUUUGGGUUCUUGUUGCUCUUUAUUUUCAUUCUUAAUAAUGUCAGAAUAAUUUAAGAGAGAAGAAUAAUUAUGGUAAGCUAGCGGUACAUAAAAUGGUCUUAAUAAGCUUGGAUCUUAUAAGAAAUGUUUUAAUGGCCAGGACAUUUUUGAGUAGUGUCUACUGUACAUGGACAUUGACAACAUUUCAACGAAAGCUAAUAGAGUUUUAAUGUGCCUGAGGACAUAUUUUUGUGGUACACCGAAAAAGCUCCAAAAAUUGCUGAAGGUAAAGGUUAUGUAUUUACAAAAUAUUUUGAUACAAAAAUUUAAUCGUCAGACCACAGUUAAUAUAAAAUAUAUGCUCCAGUCUAUCUAAAAAAAUAAUAUACAUUUUAAAAAUAUACAUGUCUAUAUUAUGCAGAGAAUCCUAAAUUCACAUCACUGAAGCUAAUGGGUCUGAUCUUACAUAGCAGUUGGUUUUAUUGUCUCUUAAAGAAAAAAAAAAAAGGAAGUAAAUAUACAGAAUAUACAUUUGAAGGAUAUUAAGGUUAUAGGUAAACCAUAAAAAGCCAGGAAAUACUGUAAUAGGAAUUGUAUAUAUGUAUAUGCGUGGUUCACUGGAGAAAUGACCUUGUAGUCACAAGGGUAAAAUUGGCAUCUCGUUCUGAAAUUACUGCAGGAUUUAAUGCCCAGCUGUGACACCCCAGUGAACAGGGAGAAGGUGUUAGUUUUCCUGAUCAGUCCCCACGUUCAUGGUUUGAGUAAGAACCUUAAUAGACUUCAAACAUUAUAUGUGUUCUUUCCAAUGUGUAUGUGUGUGGUUUUCUACAUACCGGCUCACACAGACGUGUUGUACAUAUGCAUGUGUAGUCAGAACGCACCUCCUCCCGGGGUCCACGUGCCUGAGCGGAGGCACGCACCCGUGCAGUCACACUCAUGUGAACACAGCCAUGCAUGCACGCUCCCAUGCGCAGGGUGAGGGGAUGUGCUCUAGAUCUGUCUCCAAACAUGCCGGCAGUGAUUUCCUUUGCUCGAGAAAGGGAUUAGCAUUUGGCCUGACUCCGCAUGUGCAUUUUACAAAUGCUGAAAUAACCCGCAAAAGGAUGAAUGUACAGAACAUGGAAAUUAUCUUGGUCUUCAGCCCUAAACCUAACAUUCACGUUUCUGUUUGUUUGGUUUUGUUUCACUGUAAGGGAUGCAUCUUUCCUUGCAUGACAGCUCUUCAGAAAAAUCAUAAUUCCCCAUUUUAUUCUAAGGCCAAGUUGUGCAGAGAGAUUCUAUAGGGUACUGGAAGUUGAGAGGGAAGGGGGGAUGUGGUGAACUUGAGGUAGUACCAUAAAAACUGAAAGCACAGAGUACAGGUAGUAGGAGUGGUAUAUCUUUAAAACUACUGGAAGAAAUCAUCUACCAUCUCUACAGGAGUUGUGUGUGGCAAAUUACUUAUCAUAGGCAUUUCAUUUGCAUUGCGGCAUGUCUUUAUUGAGGAACCAGUAAAGUGACACUAGCCUAGCUCCCUCUCACGUAAUGACUUAACACGAAUCAUUAAAAUGCUUUGGCUUCCCUUCAUUUUUCUCUCUCCUUUGUUUUCUGCCCUGUUCUUUCUCAGUCCUCUGCAUGUUGGUGGGUGGCUUGUUCCCAGUGCUAAGCCCUCAGCGCGGUGUGGAGCAGAGCAGGGAGCCCUGAGCUGGCAGCGGAGUGCAGGGUGGGAGGGUGGCGGCACUGCCUGCUGAGGCCAGGUGGCCCCAGUCGCUCACUCAAGCUUUCUGUCGCAUACUCAGUCUAAGUACAUUUUGCAAACCUCUUGGUGGUUCGUUUGGCUGCUUGCUAUGUACAUAUUUUAAGGACAAUCAUAUCCUUAAAAGGAAAAUGGGAAAGUAGCUUGUAGCAAGGUGUCAGUAUUCUGAAUCGUUGCAAAAUACUGACGGUUAUUCAGGGUAAUGGUUAUAUGAGAGCAAAAACACAAUUUAAUGCUCAAAUUAACUUUGUAUUUAUAAAACUCAGUUUUGUCUUUAAGCCAUUUAUGUUUUUUAUUUUGAAACCUAAUAGAAAAAAAUAUUUACUAGGGUUUUCACUUUUCAUAGAAAUAUAUUUGUAUAACUCCACACAAUGCCUAAAACAAUCAUUGGAAGGUGGUUCAAAGACUUUCCUUAGAUCUGUAUUUGACUCCUGAAAGGUCCUUGCAAAAUGCUGUGAGAUGCCUAAGAAUGUUUAAUGGCUUGCUGGGUUUAAAGGCUGAGACUUAAAGAGGUAACAGUCCUGAGGCGUUCUGUGAUGGUUUGCAUUCUGAUUUGUGUUACCCUGUCAAGCAUAUAUUUUCCUUGGCUUUGGUAGGUAUCAAUGUAGAAAUGGUGUUCUGAGUCCCAAAGAUAACAUCCCCAAUGCUGUUGUUGUUUUGAUUUUCUUAAAGAAUACGUUUCUUUCUUUGUUCUAUUUGUUAUUUUGUGGUCUGAAUGAUGCUUUGUAAUUAUCAGCUUGUAUGCCAUUCAUAAAAGAUUUUAUAGGUCAGGACUUGGCAUUUAAUUAUAUGUACUCUUUGCACUUUCGGGUCACUACUGGUAAAUUUCGUAUGUUCUUAAGGUAUUUCUGUGUAUUGCGUUGUGUUUUAUAACUAUCUACAGUGAUUUCGGUAGUAUACAUUCCUGUCCUGUGUAUUAGCACAAAAGAUUUCCUUUCAGUAGCAUGAAAUGAUGUUUUUGUGGACUUCUUUUGUCAUGAUAGGAGUUAAGUUUCAUGUGCUGUAUAUGUGGCCUGCAACAGACAUAAAGGGUCUUAUUUUCCCUGUACUGUGUAUGCAUUUUGCUCUUGCCAGUACUAGGACUCAAACACAAGGUAGUAGAUUUCAGAAGAAAUUCCCUGACUAGAGUAAGAAAAAUGUAUAUUCACUCUUAUUCCAUCAAUCACCAGCAUUUUCUUUAUCCACUGUGAAUAUCCUCACCCCCAUUCAGGGCAGUAGGGGACUGAAUUAUAAAACUCACAUGCAGAGAUGUAUGCUACAAAAACUAAUUCACUGAUUAUUUUUUAAUGAAUCUCACUAAAUUAUUUAUCUAAGCUAAGUGAAUAUUGCACCAACGUCUUCAAAACGUCUGAUACAGAUGCCGUUUUCAGUAAGAUGCUGUUAAGUGCAGAUGAGCCAAAUUAACAGGCUUGCUCAGCAAAGCAAAAUCUUGUUGUUUCUUACAUUUGUAGUACUGACUUGAGCUUGCAGAUCAAAGGGAGCCAUUGAUUCUGCAACGUGGUCAUGCUCUGAGGUUGUUUUUUACCCUGUUCUAAUGGACUACUUUCAGAAAAGACUUCUCAGCAAGAAUAAUAGUAUAAAAGAGGCAGUUCACAGUAACAAUAGCCACUUACCAGGCAGAUUGUUAUCUAACAGCCACAAUGAGGGGCUCUAAGCAAGGUGGCCUUGAAAAUGUAUUUUCAUUGCUAUUGAUAGGAAAGGCUGAGGCUUCUGUCUUGAAAAAACAAAUUGGCACCGACAAAGAUGCUGCAGAAGUGAGUCUUGGAAAAGUUUGAGUUACUGCACGUUUGCUUUUUUAUUAUUUGACUUUCAGUUUUCUUUGCUUUUGUUUUCGUUAUGAUGAUACAACCCCAUGUGUCCAAGCAGAAUUGCAUAACGACUGACUCUUCUGAGAUUCAAUGCUGAGAAUACACUGUUGUCUCCAGUGGCCUGGGACUGAUUCCCACUGAACAUCCCUCCCUUCCAUGGGAUGAUGGGAUUCCCUUGUCAUGAGUCCAUGUGGUGUUUACUGUGAGCAGGAGACAUCUGGAUCUGUCUUGCCAUUUGUGUUUAGCCUCCAGCUUGUUUUUAAUUUGACUCACAGCAAUUUUUUAGCUCAUCAUUAGCUUAGAUUUUGUUUUCCUUGCAAGCAUCUUGACUAGGAAAGGCUAGCACAAAUUUGGUGAUUUUCUAGGUUCAUUUUGUGUAGACAGAAAUGGAGAAGCUUGUUAUAUAUAAAGGAACAUGAGCUAUAAUCACUCGAGUCAUGCCCUGGGGGGCUUCAUUCCUGCAAAAGCAGUUUGUUAAAGCCUUUCUUGCCUUAGAGGGCUUCUCUAUCCAAAACAGUGGCCUGGGACUCCCUUUGUUCCCCUCUAUGUCUCUCCUUCCCUCUCAGCCAUAUUGCAGCGGCUUGGGAAACAGAUUCUGGAUCUAGCUUUCCACAGCAUUAGAAAAGAGGAGCUGCUGCCAGUGUUUUCUUCAGAAGGUCUUUAGUCCUUCUUCGUGGUCUUGAAAAAAAAAAAUUCACCUUCAGAACAAGUGACAAAGAUAAUUAAAAUAGAGAUCUCUGCUGUGUGAUCUCACACAUGUGGGCGAGGAUGUAGAGUGAAAUUUGCAUAGAGUGGAAUAUAUCCCUCCUCGCUCCUGUUGUGGACAGUUUUGGAAAUCUAUCAGGGAAGCAUGCCACUCUUGUAGGAAAGCCCAGAAGCUGUUACGGAGACUGUGUCCAGAUAUUACUAAUCCUUGGUAAGAACUACUUUUGGUUUUCCCUUCUGUACAUAUUUAAAUAAAUAGAACCAAAGUUGUAGUGGAGAGAGGAAAAGGUCAGGGACUUCAAAGGGUGAAGAUUUAAAUUGCUAAACUGAAAGGUUUCUAGGAGCAAUGACUAAAAGAGGAAGAUUGCUUUGCCUACUUUAACAUCACAUCCAAGCAGUGCUCUCCAAUAGAAACCAAUUUAGCUAUGGCCAUGAAGUUGGAAAAUUUGCAUUUGCCAAUACAAGAAUCUCUUUCCAAGGUCCAGUUCUGCCAUGGGAAGACACCACUGACUCCGGUACAAACUGCUGAAGGUACUUAGCCUCUUAGUCUUAAGGAAAUAAGAAGUGUUUCUUAAAUAAGUCUUCCUUUUGUUUUAAAAGAUGAACAUGGUUCAAAUGGUUGUGCAGGUUUUUAUAUUACUGUGGUAGUAUUUUUACUGCUCUGAACAGAAAACAUGUCUUUCCAUUGUUUUUCCAUCUUGAGAAGCAGCCAAUCCUGCACAUAACUCUGGUGCUCAGCAUGUUUAAAUUAGAGCUAACACAAUCACUGCCUUCCUUAAUUUAAAUUAUGAUAGCAAAACCAGGACCAGAACACUAAACCCCCUGCUUAUGGUGUCGUUCUUAUUUUUUGAUAUGGUAACUAAUGCUGCCUCCCUGUAAUUAUUACUCAGCCAUGUUUAGAAACCUGUUUUCAGGCAGAUUGACAUGUAGAGACUGAAUGGUGAGAUCUUUAACAGAUUUUUAUUAUUUUGGGUGAUGUUACAUCAAAACAGUUGCUAUUUCAGGAUCAGGUUGUUUCCAUGGGCUUUUUAUGCAGAUGCAUUGGAAGCUUUGAACAUAAUGCGCUCAUAAAAGAAAAUUGGCUACAUCUGCUUUGAAUUAUGCCUGACCUUAUAAUGUAAAAGCUACAUAUCUGAUGAAAUGUCUUGGUUCAUGACAGCAAAGGAGUAGGACUACCCCAAUUCACCUGCAGCCCAUGGACUGGGGAAGCAAGACAGUGUUGCUGAGAAAAUUUGCUGUCUGACCCUACCAGAAGAAGGAGUGUGAGAUGUCACGAUGGUUAGGUGUCUGCUAGGCUGGACUGUAGCAGGAAAAGCCAGAGCGGUGUUGUUCUGGGUUGGGAGGGUUGAUAGGGUGGCUGGAAGGUAAGAUGAAAGCAAGGGCUGGACUUUGAGAAGAAAAAAAUUAACCAGAAAGGAAAACAGAGGGAAAAGAGAGUUAAACAUAUGCCUAUAAAAUCCACCUCCUCUUGUUUUUCUUGCAUUGAUGAUUGGAUUGCCAUGUUACACCAUUGGGUCUGGGUGUGCUGGAGCCAGUGCUCCUGCCAGUGAACUGCAGUGCAACUGCUCUCAUCAACGCUUGAGUGGCACCCAGUGCCUUCAUUUCUAAGGGCAAUUUUAGCAUGGAGAUUUCCACAAAUCCCCAGCACCAAUCCAUAGCAUCUCACUGCUCUUCCAUUCUCAUUUUGCCAGAGGAGUGCAAAGACCCAAGCCUUUGGCAGGGUGGUGAGUACUGGCUGUACCUUUGCAGCCCAAGGGCAAGUGGGGAGGGAAGUUAAGACGUGCUAUGAAGGACCACCACCAAGUCCUGGGAAGAAGACAGUAUGUGGCUUGAAAGCAAUAUUAUCCCACUUUUCAAAAGAGGGAGCAAGCUAAAGUUGUCUCCUUUGUGUGAAAUCAGAGUAAAUUGUCUGCCACGGGAUAGAUUAUAACAGCCAGGCAGUAUCUCAGUCCACCAGGCUGAAGUCAGUGGAUCUAUACUAGCAGCGUUGAUUAUUGUUGAGUGAAGAUCCUAUAGUCCAGCUUCAUCUGAAUUUUAUUUGUAGUAUUUGUCAGCAGAAGCUAUCUCAGAGAAGCUCUGGCAUUGAGGCUUGUGGCCCUGCAGUAAUGGGGAUUGAGGUAAGAAUGUGGUUGGUGGACAAUACAGAUUCAAUAAGUCCAGAGAACACAGCAUGGCUUCAGUGUUUUAUUACAGCCCUACUCUGCUCAAUUAUUAUGAGGAAAAUGUAGCAGGACUGCUCCAUACUGCAUCUGGCAGAACAAUGCUCCUGGGGCUUUCUACGUGCUGAAAGGGAUAGAUGUGUCCCAUUAGAAGUCACUUAACCUGUUUCUGUAAGAUGUGUUACAGCUGACAGAUCACUGUUAAUUACAAUUUUCCCUUGUAUUUUUUUGUCAGCCACCUCCAGUAAGGUAGCAUAUGACCUAUUGAAGAUAAUGAGCGAGUAAAGCCAGAACUCCUCGCUCUUCUUAUCUAAAUGAUUUGCUAAUGAUCUGGUGAGUUUGCAUGCACAAGCCUUUUCUUACUGAGCACUCACAGCAUUCUGGGGGUUAUUUUUAUAACAGACUGUUAAGACACACUCUGCUCCUUCCCACCUUUACAAACUUCGAUGAGUACGUGUCUCCUUGGAUCACUGUAUUCUUAGUGUAUUUGCAACCUAACUGAUAGCAAUAGAUGUCUUUCUUCCCAGGCAGUUCACGAGGAUAUACUAAUCAGUGUUCAUUAUAUUUUUAAUUCUGUAAAUAUUUAUUUUGGUACUCUGUGUAUUUAUUGGCACUGAUUCUGCUGUUUGCUUAUGUGUCAUUGUAAAUGUUGGUGGUUUCAGUAGUCUUGCUUCUAAUGAAUGUAAGGAACUCAGACUAACUGCACUUUUCUUCCAUUCAAAAAUCUUUCAGUGAAAAAUAUGCCCACUGUCAUAUUAUGUGUUAUAACGAGUACAGUCAAUAAAAUCAGUUGUCACUUUUCA
Messenger RNA from Pogoniulus pusillus (Red-fronted tinkerbird), 10531 nucleotides. It is a transcript of the gene AMER2, whose product is annotated as APC membrane recruitment protein 2. Gene Ontology annotation, biological process: regulation of canonical Wnt signaling pathway. Gene Ontology annotation, molecular function: beta-catenin binding; phosphatidylinositol-4,5-bisphosphate binding. NCBI's taxonomy places the organism in Eukaryota, Metazoa, Chordata, Aves, Piciformes, Lybiidae. The coding region runs from base 221 to 2089 and encodes 622 amino acids. The record is from RefSeq and is a predicted model, not a curated record. Gene Ontology annotation, cellular component: plasma membrane. The transcript has a single exon.